This is a messenger RNA of Orbilia oligospora ATCC 24927, 3813 nucleotides long. RefSeq lists its product as uncharacterized. Bases 1 to 3813 code for a protein of 1270 amino acids. The transcript has 4 exons. Gene Ontology annotation, molecular function: protein binding; ATP binding; protein serine/threonine kinase activity. NCBI's taxonomy places the organism in Eukaryota, Fungi, Ascomycota, Orbiliomycetes, Orbiliales, Orbiliaceae. Gene Ontology annotation, biological process: peptidyl-serine phosphorylation; peptidyl-threonine phosphorylation. The record is from RefSeq and is a predicted model, not a curated record.
AUGGAAAGAGAGGAAGAUGACAAAAUCAAAUCUCUUAAAAGAACUUUCACCGACAAAAGUUGGGAAGUCGUCGAAUUAACUAAUACGCUAUCCACCUCGAGAAUAUCCCAAGAUGCCCUAAUACUUGGAAGCGACACAGACGAAGCUGAUGACACCAGCACAAACUAUUCUUGGGAUGUAAUCGGUUCUAGGGGAAUCAGCCGAUCGGCUACUAUACUCACGGACUAUUCAUCUAACUCGAACGCUUCCGGUGGACUUACGAAUUUCUAUGGCCGUGGUAACUUCAGCAGUUCAGCUGCUGUCGAAAGCCACACAGGUUCCUACGACAUCAUCGACUUCCUCGCAGUCGCUCAACAUCGCCGUCUCCAGGUCCUGCCUUUCAGAUGGAACCCUGCAAGCGAGGUUGGCCUCGGGGGUACCGCGAAAAUAACACAGGCAGCUACAAUUUCCAUCGCAUACCAUAAUGGCAUUAAACAGGACAUAAAAUAUGUCGCUAAAAGAUUUCAGGCCGAGGGCGCAAUGUACCAGGACAAAAAUAGCGCGUACCAAGGACUUCUAUCAGAGGCUUAUAUUCUCGGCCAUCCAGUCGUGCGACGUCAUCCAAAUAUUAAUAGCGUAGAAGGAAUCGCCUUUGAUGUGAUAUUCGACGAAGUAUGGCCGGUAUUGAUCUUUAAAAUGACAGAGCAUGGGGAUCUUAGACAGUUUAUGCAAACUGUUGAAGGAAAGAAUCUUUCAUUUGACCAGCGGGUGGAACUUUGUUGGGAAAUUGGCCAUGCUAUCAGCUUGAUGCAUUCUUGGUAUUGCAUCCACGGUGACUUAAAACCAGAAAACGUUCUCAUCUUCCAAGACGAGAACAAGAAAUUCUCGGCUAAAGUCACCGACUUCGGUUUCUCUUCCAUCUUCGUUCAAGACGACGAAACCCUCGAGAUAACGCUCCCUCACUCUUGGCCCUGGACGGCCCCAGAGGUCGAAGUUAAUCCUCGGGUAACCUUCGAACAAGCCAAAUCAGCGGACACUUUCUCCUAUGGACUCAUCUGCGUGUGGCUUCUUUGCUAUGACAUUUUGCCGGCAAAAGGAUCUGAGAAACCCGGUCCCAACAUGAUAUCCUUUGCUAGUUUGAAAGAAGAUCCUGACCUUAUUCGAAAAGCUACAGACUUGGUCAGAAUAUACGUGAAGGAUAAUUCGUCUAAAUCACUUGCCAUUGUCUCGUUAUUCGACUUAACGCUAGGGCACGAUCGCAGCAAGAGAGAUCUAAAGACGCCCCUCAACAAUUUAGGACUACCAUUUGGUUUCAAGAGAGUAACCCAAGCCUUGCACCAAGAAUAUGGCGAAUCCUCAGUUUUAGUUACCAAUGCUAAGUUUAAAUUGGUAAACAUGCUCUCACAGUUCCGCCUCUGCGGCGAGGAGGUUCGAAAAUCUAUCUUUGAACAUCUAGAGCGCCGUGCAGAAACGGAACUCAACAUGGAACCUAUGCAAAGCGCAGCUUACGACCUCGCUCUAUCCUACUACAUCGGCUUUGGAACGAGUAUUGACAAAACAAAGUCGGCUUUUUGGCUCGAAAAAUCCAAUGGGUCACAAGAAUCACUAGAUGAUAUCGUUUCAAUGAUGGUCGCCGAUACCUUAUCUCUCUACUACGCUGCAAACGAGAAAACUCAUUACAACGCUUACUUGAAAUCCCAAGGUCAUCCCGGCUCAAUCCCCGCCUCAUUAAUCCGUUCAACAUUCUCCCAUGAGAAAUCAUCGGACGAUGACGAUGACGAACUGGGGUUAAGGGGCACUGGUGAAUUGAUAGUCUAUAUGGAAAGUCUUCGCUACCAACUUUUCAAAAUGAUCGGUUUUAUAUAUGACGGCCCGGAUAUAUGGAAAGCUCCAAUGUGGAUGAACGGGAUGCACGGAAUCCAGAUGGGUUUCCACGGCAAAUAUAAGAAUAAACCUUUGACCAUCGGCGAGCCACUAAAAAUUACAAUCACGCCGGACAAUCCCAAAAGGACAAAAGAUCAUAUCGACGCUGUUACGAGGAGUCUGGAGACCAAAACCGCAAUCCUGGGAUUAGAGCACGAAGAUACGCUUCGAGAACUUGUUACGUUAUGCCACCUAUACUCCGAGUGCAAGCGUUGGGAUGAUGCAGAGGCGCUGCUCAUUAGUACCGUGUGCACGCAGCGAGAUAUUCUAGGUUCCGAUAACCCAGUUACGCUCAGGAGCAUGGAGCGUCUUGCCGAAGUCUUAAUCGAAAAGGCUUGCUGGAAAGAAGCCCAAGACAUAGUUUUCAAGAUUGUGGACAUUAGAUUGGCGAUAUCACGUCCGCAACUCGAGCAUAACCAACACACUUUAGAGAUUAUCAUGGAUUUGAUUAAAGGAUAUUCAUCCAAUGGAAUGGAAGAGGCAGUAGAACCGCUAUGGAAUAAACUAAUCCAAAUUUUCAGGGCCGUGGCAGCAGGAGGUGGGAAGAUUGAACUCGUUUUGUUGGGUCUGCUACAGCUCGCUCGAGAGUAUAUAAAAAACCAAAAAUACGAAGGGGCAGAAAAACUACUCCGCGAACUACUGGAGAAAGCGGAAGAGUUUUACGGCAAAGAAACUGUAUAUGCCAUGGAGAUAAAACAGCUUCUAGCCGCAGCCUCCCUAUUCCAAUCAACAGAAAAUCCGCACAUGUUCAAGGAGGCUCACCGAUUGCUCGUUGAAAUCCGAACGUUUCUAUCAACUACCGCAAUCUCCAAUUCAUCCCCAAGAGAUGAAAGGUUUGUACACAAAGUAGAUAUCAAUGACCUCCGAGAUAAAACUGAAAUGCUCUGGUCUUUGGUCCAAGAAGGCCUGGAUUCGAGCCCUAGCAUCGACGCGGUUCAAAGAGCGGAAGAAGCCCUAGAAAAUCUACCCGAGGAUUCGCCGGACCGUACCGAUGUUCUAGCCACGCUAGGAGAAGCACUUAUAGCCCGGUUCAACCUACUCAACGACCCUGAUGACCUUGACGCCGGAAUUAUGUGGGCGGAGCAAGCGUUACUCAUCUUACCGGAAGAACAUCCGAGAAGAGCCCAGCGACUGGCAGAUCUAGGUUCCGCAAUAUGGCACAGAUAUAUAGUUACCUCCUCUUUCUCUGAUUUGGAAACCUCUAUUCAGUACGCAGAAGAAUCUGUGCUUCUAGCAGAAGAUGGAGAAGAGGGAAUUGCCGAAAGGUUACAAGUUUUGGUGGUACGGUUAGAUAUUAGAUACGAAAAGACCGAAGAUUUAGACGACCUGAACAAAGCGAUCGUCUUCCUCGAACAGUUGACCUAUUUGACCGAGCCAAACGACGACAAAUACGCCUACUGGAUAGAUAAACUAGGCACCUUUUACAAACAAAAAUGGAAAUUCUUUAACGACAUAAGUGAUCUGGACGAAGCUAUCAAAGCGCUUGAGAGACUUGAGCCUAUUAAAGACACUAUCAGAAGGGCAACCCUGGUCUCGAUAUUCAAAGACCUAGGAAAUUUAUACGGCGACAGAUCGCAGAUAUUGCAUACAGAUCAUGAUCUCGACAAAGCCAUAGCGAAAUUCGAGGAAUGUUUAGAAAUUGCUCGGAGUACGGAACCAGAUGAAUUGGAGAGGAUGGGAUGUGGGUAUGGAGCCAUGGCGGCGGAUGUGGCUCUAUUUUAUCUGAUUCGAUUUAGUCGGGGUAACGAUAUUGUGGACUUGACAAAUGCAAAAGAAAGAAUUGAGAUAGCAGAAGCGCUGGUGCCCUUGGAAAGCAGAGAGCGAGAGAAAGUGGAAGGAACAAAAAUAAUAGUUAUGCGGAUUUGCGAUAGGGUUGAGAGGGGAGAAGACUGGUCGCAAGGGGUCUUGUAA